Messenger RNA from Stegastes partitus (bicolor damselfish), 1974 nucleotides. Its product is annotated as formin-like protein 3. Gene Ontology annotation, cellular component: cytosol. Gene Ontology annotation, molecular function: actin filament binding; small GTPase binding. The transcript has 9 exons. Gene Ontology annotation, biological process: regulation of cell shape; cell migration; cortical actin cytoskeleton organization. Bases 459 to 1346 code for a protein of 295 amino acids. Lineage: Eukaryota; Metazoa; Chordata; Actinopteri; Pomacentridae. The record is from RefSeq and is a predicted model, not a curated record.
GAGCUUAAUCAGGAUCACACAACAAUAAUGAAUGGAAACACGUCGUAGCCAAGAAAGUUGAGCAGCAACUAGAAAAGUAACUGUCGGUGCGCAUUUUUGAAAGUUAUCUGCCGCAGGUGUUAGGAGAAGAAAGAUCUUGUUGUAAGUAAUGGAUUGGCCAGGCAGGUUAGAAAGUGCUUUCUGGAAGCGAAAGCAGCUGUGCUGUUAUAGUAACUUUUAAAUGUUUUGAAGGGGAAACUACAGUGGAAGACACUGUAAAAACCUGAGCGCGUCGUUAUUCGUGCGUAAAUGGCAUUUUGGAACAGUAACGCGCUGUCAGUUUGCUGGAUUAUUUGGAUUUGAAUGAAACUCGUUGGAAUACGUGGGAGAUUUUUUUUUCUUUAAAUUGGAUUAUUACCACUAAAAGAAGGAUUGGAAAGAUUUUUUUUAUAAAGAGGAUCCAUUACUAAAAGAAGAAGAUGGGGAAUAUAGAGAGUGUGGAUGGCCAGUCGGAGAUGAAGCAUCACAUCAUGCCUCUGAAGGUGCCCAUGCCUGACCCCACCGAGCUGGAGGAGAAAUUUGCCAUUGUUUUGAAUUCUAUGAACCUGCCUCCAGACAAAGCCCGGCUGCUCAGACAGUAUGACAAUGAGAAGAAGUGGGACCUCAUAUGCGACCAGGAGAGGUUUCAGGUGAAGAAUCCACCUCACACCUACAUUCAGAAGCUACGAGGAUACUUAGACCCUGGAGUCACACGAAAGAAGUUUCGGAGGCGUGUGCAAGAAUCUACGAAAGUCUUGAGGGAGCUGGAGAUAUCGCUGAGGACGAACCAUAUUGGGUGGGUCAGGGAGUUCCUCAAUGAUGAGAACAGAGGUCUUGACGUCCUGGUGGAGUACCUUUCCUUUGCCCAGUGUGCAGUCAUGUUGGAUUUUGAGGGGCUGGAAAAUGGGGAGGAUGGCUUCUUGGACAAGGCUAAAUCUUGGAGCAGGUCCAUAGAGGAUCUGCACCAUUCGAGCACCCAACCCUUCUGCAACACACUGGUGCGCUCGGCUCGCCAGUCUGUCCUCCGCUAUGGCACGGUUUCGAACAGCAAAACCAUCAAGAACUCUCGGCUUGUGAGUCAAAAAGAUGAUGUGCACGUGUGCAUCAUGUGCUUGAGAGCGAUCAUGAACUAUCAGUAUGGCUUCAAUAUGGUCAUGUCUCAUGCACAUGCAGUCAAUGAAAUUGCUCUCAGCUUGAACAAUAAGAACUCGCGGACAAAGGCUUUGGUUCUCGAACUGCUGGCUGCCGUCUGUCUCGUCCGAGGAGGUCACGAGAUCAUCCUUUCAGCUUUUGACAACUUCAAAGAGGUGCCCAGAGCAACUUUCUAAUGAAAUUUGAACCAUUAACAUUGUUGAACGGUUUAUAAUUGAGUGGUAAUGCCUUGUUUAGCCUGCGAGGGCAGAACGUACCAAAAGCAAAUAUUCUCAUGUGCAUAAAAGCAUAAAGAACCAGAGCAGAGGGAGGGACGUUCAGGAACUCUGGGAGAUUUCACGUCUACUGAGGGUGUAAGCAAAGCUCUAUGGUGGCCUGUCUAAGGUUAUUAGUCUCAUUAAGACACCAGAUGUGAGCCAACCUUGAACAAUGAUAAGGAUCAGCUCCCCGAUGGGAGCCAGCGGACCACAAAAAUUUGCUUAGCCUCUCAGUUUCUGCCUGUGCAGUCAUCUAAACACCGGAACAGGACAAUUACCUUGCAGUCGAAAGCCCCCCAAAAGACCCAAGAGCUAAUCAACCCACUAGUGAAAACAAAAUGGUAAUUUUGCAAAGGUAUUUUCCAAAAUUGUAUUUUAAUAGAAGGUGGCAGGACUCUGAAAUCACAGAAGAAGGCCACCUAUGGUAUUCAACCACAGCUGCAAUAAUUAACUAUUCGAUCCACAACUGCUAUGUUUAGUCAGGAUGGUAAGAAAUAAGCAUGCUUUUGUACUGACAAAAAACCCACUUCAGAACGUGAAAAAUACA